Stegodyphus dumicola is the source of this 978-nucleotide messenger RNA. Its product is annotated as coiled-coil domain-containing protein 124-like. NCBI's taxonomy places the organism in Eukaryota, Metazoa, Arthropoda, Arachnida, Araneae, Eresidae. The record is from RefSeq and is a predicted model, not a curated record. Gene Ontology annotation, cellular component: nucleus. Gene Ontology annotation, biological process: transcription by RNA polymerase II. Gene Ontology annotation, molecular function: transcription coactivator activity.
AAGGAAGUUAACUAUUAUCAGUACUAAGGCUAUAUGUAUGUUUUAAGAAAGAAUUUUUAUACGUGUUCGAUAAAAUAUUAUUAAGGCUUGUGUUCUUUUAAUAUAUUAUUUCUCAUAGUAUUAUUUGAAAUGUGGAUAUUUUUAGAGUUGUGAGUAGUGUGCAGUUAACUAAGUUCAGUAUGCAUUUAAGAAUUUUCUGAAAGCUAUAGAUAGAAAAUAAGGUGUAAAGUUAAAAAUGCCAAAAAAGUUUGGAUCUAAUACCAAGUCUGUUGAGGCACGAGAAAGACGUGAAGCGGUCAAAGCUGCUGAGAGGGAGCGAAAAGAAAGAGAAGCUGAAGAGGCUUUGUGGAAGGAUGAUGAUAAGCAUGUGUUGCGUAAACAACAAAGAAAGGAAGAAAGAGAAAAGAAGAAACAGGAAGUUCAGGAAAAGAAGCUUGCUAGUAAAAUGGCUUAUGAAGAGGAAAUGAAUUCUAUAAAACCUGCUAAGCCUGCUGUUACAAAAGUGACUCGGGCUGAAAUUGAAAAACUUACAGAGAAAUCAUUAGCCAAACCCCAGAAGGAGCCUUUACACAUUAAGACACCUCUGGAAGAAAAUGUAAAUCGACUUCAUGUUGAGGGAGAAGUUGCUCGCAGUGUGGACGAUGCUAUUGCAAUUUUAAGCAUAAGUAAUGAAAAGCCUGAUCUGCAUCCAGAGAAAAGAGUAAAAGCUGCAUAUCAAGCUUAUGAAGAAAGGAAUCUUCCCAGGUUAAAAGCAGAGAAUUCAAACCUCAGACUGUCACAGUUAAAACAAAUGUUGAAAAAAGACUGGAUGAAGUCCCCUGAAAAUCCAUUAAACCAGAGGCAUGCUGGUUUUAAGGCAUGAUGAAAAGCAAGUGUUCAACUGAAUGUUAAAUGUUUUGUAACUGUGUGUUAAAAUUUUGCAUUAUUAAAAGAAGUAUGACUGCACUGUGUUAAUAAAAACAGAAUUAUGAAGAAGCA